This is a messenger RNA of Bradysia coprophila, 1383 nucleotides long. It is a transcript of the gene Papst2, whose product is annotated as adenosine 3'-phospho 5'-phosphosulfate transporter 2. Gene Ontology annotation, biological process: 3'-phosphoadenosine 5'-phosphosulfate transport; transmembrane transport. Gene Ontology annotation, molecular function: 3'-phosphoadenosine 5'-phosphosulfate transmembrane transporter activity. Gene Ontology annotation, cellular component: endoplasmic reticulum membrane; Golgi membrane. The record is from RefSeq and is a predicted model, not a curated record. Lineage: Eukaryota; Metazoa; Arthropoda; Insecta; Diptera; Sciaridae.
GGCAUUAUAAUGACAGAUAAUCGCCUAUAUCGUGCUGUCAUCAGUAUUAUAAUCCGUCGACAUGUAAACAAAAAUAAAUCUCUGGAUAUAGAUUUAUCGAACAGAAAAUGAGUACCAGCAAGAGUGUGCUGCCUGUAUACAGCAAUAAGACUAAGCCCGAUCAGAAGUCAAGUGAAAUAAAAAUUUUAUGUUUUGACUUAACCCAUUAUAAUGGUACCACCCAGUUUCUGUUGUGCUGUGCUGGAGUCUUUGUGCUCUACAUUAUCUAUGGAUAUCUACAAGAGCUAAUCUUUUCGUUGGAGGAAUUUAAAUCGUUCGGAUGGUUCCUAACGCUCAUUCAAUUUGCGUAUUACACCCUAUUUGGUUAUUUUGAACGCAAACUCGAAGCGGCUAAUAUACAACGACUGAUUCCAAUGAAGACUUAUGCUCUGUUAGCGUUUUUGACUCUGGGCACAAUGGGACUAUCGAAUUCCAGUUUGGGCUAUUUAAACUAUCCCACCCAAGUUAUAUUUAAGUGUUGCAAACUAGUUCCGGUUUUAAUCGGAAGCAUUUUAAUCCAGAAGAAAAAGCAUGGAGCUUUGGACUUUCUGGCCGCAAUUUGUAUGUGUGUUGGUUUGACUUUAUUUACGUUAGUCGACUCUGAACUGUCGCCAAAUUUUAACGCUACGGGAGUAAUUAUGAUUUCGACUGCAUUGCUGUUUGAUGCUGUGAUUGGGAACGUUCAAGAAAAGGCUAUGCGGGAACAUAAAGCAACCACCAAUGAGGUUGUGCUUUAUUCGUAUGGAAUCGGAUUUAUAUAUCUUCUCGUUAUAUUGGUACUAAGUGGCCGUUUCGUGACUGGGCUGCGUUUCUGUGCUACGUAUCCCAUCCAAACGUAUGGUUACGCUUUCCUGUUUAGCUUGUCGGGUUACUUAGGAAUUCAGUUUGUACUGACUCUAGUGAAAACUUGUGGGGCACCAACAGCGGCUGCUGUAACCACCGCAAGGAAAGCCGUUACAAUUGCCAUAUCAUUCUUGCUUUUUACGAAGCCGUUUAGCAUUCAGUAUUUGUGGUCGGGAUUGAUUGUAGUCAUUGGAAUAUAUCUUAAUGUGUACAGUAAACGGAAUAAGAUGACCUUCUCGGAUUGCAUUAAGUUUGUGAUGGGAAUAUUUUGUCUAAAACAGAAGCGUCGUCGAGCUGAUAGUGCGAAAUCGUUGCUAGAUGUCUAACACGAACUACGAUUACUACUAGUUUAGUAUACACAAAAUUCAUGGAACAAAUUUCAUUUUAUAUUUCAAAUUUAUUGUUAUUCGUUGAUAAUUCGUGUCCUAUUUUUUAUUUGUUACGGAUUUUGUUGUCUGUAAAGUCAAAUUAAAUUUUUUUAUUACAAUUCUGUUUAAAAGU